This is a messenger RNA of Etheostoma cragini (Arkansas darter), 1101 nucleotides long. Its product is annotated as lysophosphatidic acid receptor 6. Gene Ontology annotation, biological process: positive regulation of Rho protein signal transduction; phospholipase C-activating G protein-coupled receptor signaling pathway. Bases 80 to 1036 code for a protein of 318 amino acids. Gene Ontology annotation, molecular function: lysophosphatidic acid receptor activity. Gene Ontology annotation, cellular component: membrane. The record is from RefSeq and is a predicted model, not a curated record. The transcript has 2 exons. Lineage: Eukaryota; Metazoa; Chordata; Actinopteri; Perciformes; Percidae.
UGCAUGCGAUGGUGACAGACACACACACUCCUCUUCUAGCAGAAUCUUCACCCUCUUUUUGAUCAUCCAACAGGUCAUUAUGUGCACCAACGGCUCCGCUGACUGUCACAGCAACAUCACCGGACUCACUGACGUCUUCCGGGUGUGCAUGUACUCCUUUAUUUUCGUUGUGGGUCUCGUUUUUAAUGUUCUGGCAUUGGUCUUUUUCUGCUGUCAAACCAAAUCCAGAUCGCAAACCAUUGUCUACAUGACUAACCUGGCCGUAGCAGAUGUGUUGCUCACCCUCACACUGCCCAUGAGGAUCUACUACCAUCUGGGCUAUCCUGUCCAUCGUCAGUGGCUGUGUGAAGUCCUUGGUUUGGUCCUGAAGGCCAACAUGUAUGGCAGCAUCUUCCUUCUCACGUGCAUAUGCUUUGACCGUUGCAUGGCCGUCUCCUUCCCUAUGUCAUCUCGUGUCCAGGCAGGGAGAAAGAAAGCGCCGCUGGUUUGUCUUGCAAUAUGGAUGCUCACCUUUGGGGCCAGCUUGCCUAUCUACCUUUUCCAGCGCAAGACAAGAAACAUAAUCCCUCAAGAUUGUUUUGAUAGCCUUCCGGUCUUUGCCACAAAACCAUUGGUAGUUAUACCCACUCUAUUUGUGGGGUUUGGGAUCCCGCUUGUAAUCAUGCUUAUCUGUUCCUGGGGUUUGGCCCGUGCUGUCCGACAAAGCUCAGUGGCCCAGACCAACCUGGUGGACAGCAGAAAGAUCCAAAGGAUGAUUGCCACCAGCCUCUUCAUUUUCCUACUCAGCUUCCUCCCUUACCACGCUACACUGGGUCUCCUUUCUGUGUAUGCAGAAAAUACACCAUACCCCAUGCAGGCUGCAUACCGCUACAGCCUAGUGUUGGCAUGUCUCAACUCAGUGCUGGAUCCUAUUGCGUACUACUUCACUACGGACACCUUCAGGAAUAAAUUAAACAUAAGUGCUUUUUGGGGGAUGUUUCCUUUAAAUAGUCAAAGUUCUGAUGUAAACAACAGGAGCAGAAUGCUUAGCAGCUAAAAUCAGCUGUCUUUUAGCUGUUAGGCAUUCUGCUUCUCAUCCGAACUUGAGAACCCGACUGCCAG